AUGGCACCGGCCGCGAGCCCUUCGAAUCCGUACAAGAGGCAAAUUGAUGCCGUCCAGCGCGUCUAUGACUGCGCAAAGCGACUGAAAACGAACCACGAGAGCAGCGACUCCGCAACCUCGACAGUUUCCCUCGAACCUAAAACAUUAUCUACCAGCGCGCCGGAAGUAACGAAAGGGUCGAGCGAUCAUGAAAGCGAUGACGAGAGCUGGGUUUCGGAGUCAAGCGAGGAGCCCAGCGAGGAGAGCAGUGAGGAGGACAGCUCAGAGGCCCAAGAUGAUGACGAGCGCGAGAUGGAUGAGGAAGGCGUACAGCAAGAUGCGGAAGAGGUAGUGAAUCUACGAGCCAAUAGAGGGAAGAGGCCAGACUUCAAGCUACCUGGCGACGAGGAAUUAGAUGAUAUACGCCCGUUCCUGAAGGACUUCUUGCCAAAACUCAAGGCCGCCAACGAAGAGCUCGAAGCGCAGAAGAAGGCGGGAACAUUGCAGAGUAGUGAGAUAAUAGGGGAUGAAGAAGCAGACGGCGAAGAGCAAUACAUUGAAAUGAAUCUUGGCCUGGGCGUACUAGAAGAGCAGGGCGACGAAGCAGACAACGAUGCACACGAGUCUUUAGACAACAAUAAGGAAGGUGAGGAGGAACAACAGGAUAGUGAGAAGGAUGUACUAGGCAAGCUCAUGGGCCGCGAGAAACCGAAGGAGCCGGUUGGCAUUCAAGAAGUUACGGAUGUGCAAGGCAACACUUGA
Molecule: messenger RNA, 741 nt
Organism: Didymosphaeria variabile
Lineage: Eukaryota; Fungi; Ascomycota; Dothideomycetes; Pleosporales; Didymosphaeriaceae
Exons: 2
Coding region: 1-741 (246 amino acids)
Biological process (GO): box C/D snoRNP assembly
Source: RefSeq, a predicted model, not a curated record